AUGGCCUCCAUUGAAGACCCGGUUCCGGUUGGGGAUAUCAUAGAUGCACCUGUCGCCACCGAAGAGCCGGUCACUGAUCAAGAAGAAGCUCAACAAUCGGUUCCGGAGCCUAUGGAGUCUCCUACAGGGGAUGCACCCUCUGGAAAAGACGAGCCUGUUACCUCCCCAGCACGGAGCCAGGCAUCAUCAACAGGGCAAAAACGUUCGUUGAUGGCUGGUGGCCCAAGGCGUCCUGGUGCCACCACCACUACUACCACACGAACCACAAAACCGCCAACUACGACAACAGGCCGGUCGGCCGCAGGGAGCACGCUGAGCAAACCCCCAAUUCGCCCUACUGCCAACACGGCUACUCGGAAGUUACCAGGUUCGACGGCUCUUGGCUCUACCACGAAUACUACCCGCGCAUCUCGUAUGUCUAUCGGUAGCUCGGCCGAUGAACGGGCCAAGGCAGUUGCUAGCUCUGGUGAUGAGUCUCGGAAGAGUGGGAUGUCAGGAACUGCAAAAAGGGCUUCAAUGUCCGGAACGUUGGGCUCUCGAACUUCGGCUACUACAAGACCAUCCGCUACUUCUACCGACAGGAGGUCCUCCAUAACCCCUGCAGCAGAGAGGAAACCAACAACCUCCCGUCCGUCUACUGCGACCUCACAGACCCCAACAAAGCCGAUUGCUAGAUCCGCUGCAGCUGCCUCCACCACCCCUAGAACUGCCAGGACCAUUUCUACAUCUGCCAAAGCACCAGUUAGUACCGAUGCUGCGAAGAGGCGAAUCGGAACGUCAGCUUCCCCCUCCGUCACCAGGAAAACGACUGGAGCUCCUGCACUGGAUGAGGGAGCGGAGAAUGACAAAAUAGCUGAAUUGGAGUCCCAGCUCGCCGCUAGCGAGGCCAAGCUCGCUGAAGCUCAGGCCAAGGUCACAGAGCUUGAAAAAGCCGGCGAGGAUAGCUCUAAACACGAAGAGUUGGCGGAAUCUUACGCCCAGGAAAUAAAAACCUUACAAGGCAAGCUAGAGGAGGCAGAGACUAAAUACCAGGAAGCGGUUUCGCGAUCAAGCAAGGAAAUCGAAGAAGUCAAGCGGGAGGCUGCUGACUUGGGAGAAUCUAAAAGCACCGAGGUACUUAACUUACAACGCGCGGAGCACGAUGCUGCCGUUCAAAACCUUGAAGCUGAACUUGCUACCAAACGCGAUGCUGUUGCUGAGCUAACAAGCAAGGUUGAGGCUUUGAAUAAGGAACUAGAUGCGGCGACAAAAAAUGCUGAGCAGUUAAAGGAGGCCGAGAAGGAAACCACCGAGGCCCUCCAGCUGAAAUUGAAUAAUCUUGAGGAGGAACUUAGCUCAAGUAAGAAAGAGUUAGAGUCUGCCCAAGAAUUGUCUACUCAAAACUCUACUGCCUUAGAGGAGAAGGUUGCUGCUCUUGAGAAACAGCUGCAGGAGGCUAAAUCAGAGGCAGAAAAGGGGUCCGCCAACACAGCCGAAGCUAUUCUCGAGAAGGAAGAAGAGAUUAAAAAGUUGAAUGCAGCAAUCGAAGCGCUACAGAACGACAUCCUUGAGUCUCACCAAUCUAAAACCAAUGAGCUUGAGCAACAGAAAGUGGAAUUGAAAGCUGAGCAUGAUCGUGCCCUGGCUGAGAUGGUAGCAGGACAUGAUGUUGCAGUUGCGCAGCUGACAGCUCAAUAUAACACCGAGCGCAGUGAGGUAGAGACCGCAACAAGCACGGCAAAAUCAGCUCUGGAGCAGGAACUCCAGAACUUAACUGAGAAACACGAGGCCGCCAUAUCAGAGCUGAACAAGAAGAUCGAAGAGUUGACUGCCGAGAAAGCUAGCCUUAGCAGCCAGGCUGAGAGUUCCAAAUCGACUUACGAUGCCGAUAUCCAAAGCCUCAAGGUUAAACUUUCAGAGGCCGAGGAAGCUCUAGCUAGUGAAAAACUUGCUGCUGAGAAACACAGCGCCGGCGAGACAGCUGCGUCUGCUGAGAUUGAAUCCCUCAAAGCCACUAUCCAGUCUCUUGAAGCGGAGCUUUCACAGCAGAAGUCAGCUGUCGAGUCAUUAACGGCUGAUUUAGAGGCUGAAAAGGCUCAAGUGACCGUCUUGCAGAAGGCCCUUGAGGCAUUUGAAGCCGAUAGCAAGGAUAAAGAUGAGCAUCACGAUAACAUGAACAAGAAGCUCACCAUCGAAAUUGAGAAUCUGAACAAGUCUCUAGAAGAAAAAACUCAGGAAAUCAACUUAACCAAGGAGCAACAUGCCGAAGCCCUUGAAGCCAUUAAAACAUCCCAUGCGGACGACCUUGCUAAACAUGAGUCCGAUGCGGCUACAUGGCAAGAGAAGAUCAAAACCCUGCAAGAAGAGCAAGACAGGCUUCUUACCUUGAAGGAAGAAACUGAAAAGACUCAUAAUGAUAAGAUUGAGGCUCUCCAGGCUGACCAUGCCCGACAAAUUGAAGAACAUACCACCAAAUUCGCAGCUCUUUCUGAAUCUCACAAAGCGAAUGAGUCUUCCACGAAGGAGCUUGAGAACUCCUAUGCCAAGCUAAAGGAGGAAUUUGAAAAUACCCUGGCGCAAACGAAGAACGAAUUGGAAUCUACUCACGCGAAAGGAGUUGAGGAACUCCUAGCUGCUCACGAAGAGAAACUCAAUAAUUUGAGAGCCGAGCAUGAUGCAAGUUCUGCCGAGAAACUUGCUGCUGCGGAAAAGUCACAUUCGGAAACUGUUGCUGAGCUUCGGGCGGAUCUUGAAAAAGCCAAAGAAGCUGCUGCUGACACAUCAGCCAUUGAUGCCCUGAAAGCUGAAAUCGCGGAAUUGAAAGCGAACCACGCUUCCCAGGUGGAAGAUCUUGCAAAGGAAAAGGCAGAACUAGAGGGACGACUUGAUAGUGCGGGGACCUCUGCCAAGGACGCAGAAUCGGCUCGGGAGGUGCUAGCUGCUAAACACGCUGAAGAGCUUGACGCAGCCCAGGCUGAGGCUACGAAGAAUGGUGAUGCCCAUGCUACUGCGCUCCAAGAGAUUAAACAACUCAAAGAUGUUGCUGCCAAAGCCGAAACCGAGUUCCAGGAGACAGAAAAGAAAUAUUCCCAGCUUGAAAAUGACAUGGCUGCCUUGAGCGAGAAGAACAUGGAAAUGGUUGAGAAGAUCCAGGAGUAUGAAGCAUCGGCAGCGAAAGCCAAUAGGAAGAUCCGUGAACUUGAAUUUGAUCUCAAAGAUGCACAGAAGUCUGAUACCCCUACAUCGAACGGAGCCAGCAAUGGCAACACUGGUCUAGGAGCCAGCAAGUGGGCUACAACAGGGGACGAUGAAAAGCAGGAGGACCCAGUUCUACCUGCUAUGGAAGGUGAGAAGCUUAGUUCUUCUAUUGCGGGGACGGUGGCGAGCAUUCAGGAGCAACUGCGGCAGCUUGAGGAUGUGAAUAGCGAAAUGGUUGAAGAUCGCGAUAGGAUUAUCAACGCCCUUGAACAUGCCACUCUAAGGGUGAAAUCUGGCUCUCACAGUCCUGCCUUACCAAGCCCCAGUAAUAACUCCAGCGAGGUUUUAUCCGCGUAA
Molecule: messenger RNA, 3534 nt
Organism: Microsporum canis CBS 113480
Lineage: Eukaryota; Fungi; Ascomycota; Eurotiomycetes; Onygenales; Arthrodermataceae
Product: M protein repeat protein
Exons: 3
Coding region: 1-3534 (1177 amino acids)
Source: RefSeq, a predicted model, not a curated record